This is a messenger RNA of Urocitellus parryii (Arctic ground squirrel), 3067 nucleotides long. RefSeq names its product tubulin gamma complex component 4 (gene Tubgcp4). The record is from RefSeq and is a predicted model, not a curated record. Lineage: Eukaryota; Metazoa; Chordata; Mammalia; Rodentia; Sciuridae. Gene Ontology annotation, molecular function: microtubule minus-end binding; gamma-tubulin binding. Gene Ontology annotation, biological process: spindle assembly; cytoplasmic microtubule organization; microtubule nucleation. Gene Ontology annotation, cellular component: gamma-tubulin complex; spindle pole; microtubule organizing center.
GCGGCGCGCUGGUUCCUUCCAGACUUCCCGUCAGCUCCUCUGGCUGCAGUUGGCAGGGCGGGUUCAGGGUAAACCGCCUAAGCCAGAGGCCAGUGCGUGUGUCGAAGAGGAGGCACCCUUAGCGUGGUCGCCUGGAAGAGCGCUGAAGGAGGAAGCGACGUAUCUAAGGAUUCCGCCGUGGGAAUGAUCCACGAACUGCUUCUGGCUCUGAGCGGGUACCCAGGAUCCAUAUUCACCUGGAACAAGAGGAGUGGCUUGCAGGUGUCGCAGGACUUUCCAUUUCUCCACCCCAGUGAGACCAGUGUCUUAAAUCGACUCUGCCGGCUUGGCACAGACUAUAUUCGCUUUACUGAGUUCAUUGAACAGUACACAGGCCAUGUGCAGCAACAGGACCACCACCCAUCUCAGCAGGGACCAGGUGGGCUACAUGGAAUCUAUCUGAGGGCCUUCUGCACAGGGCUGGAUUCAGUUCUGCAGCCUUAUCGCCAAGCACUGCUUGAUUUGGAACAAGAGUUCCUGGCUGAUCCGCAUCUCUCCAUAUCACAUGUCAAUUACUCCUUAGAUCAGUUCCAACUCCUUUUUCCCUCUGUGAUGGUUGUAGUAGAGCAAAUUAAAAGUCAAAAGAUUCAUGGUUGUCAAAUCCUAGAAACAGUCUACAAACACAGCUGUGGAGGGUUACCUCCUGUUCGAAGUGCACUAGAAAAAAUCCUGGCUGUGUGUCAUGGGGUCAUGUAUAAACAGCUCUCAGCGUGGAUGCUACAUGGACUCCUACUGGACCAGCAUGAAGAGUUCUUUAUCAAACAGGGUCCAUCUUCUGGUAAUACAAAUGCCCAGUCAGAAGAGGAUGAGGAGGAUCUGGGCAUUGGGGGAUUGACAGGAAAACAACUGAGAGAACUCCAGGACUUGCGCCUGAUUGAGGAAGAGAACAUGCUGGCACCAUCUCUCAAGCAGUUUUCCCUACGGGUAGAGAUUUUGCCAUCCUACAUUCCAGUGAGGGUUGCUGAAAAAAUCCUCUUUGUUGGAGAAUCUGUCCAGAUGUUUGAGAAUCAAAAUGUGAACCUGACUAGAAAAGGAUCCAUUUUGAAAAACCAGGAGGACACUUUUGCUGCAGAGCUGCAUCGACUCAAACAGCAGCCACUUUUCAGUUUGGUGGAUUUUGAGCAGGUGGUGGAUCGUAUUCGCAGUACUGUGGCUGAGCAUCUCUGGAAGCUGAUGGUAGAGGAGUCAGAUCUGCUGGGUCAGCUGAAGAUCAUUAAAGACUUUUACCUUCUGGGACGAGGAGAACUCUUUCAGGCCUUCAUUGACACAGCUCAACACAUGUUAAAAACACCACCCACUGCAGUAACCGAGCAUGAUGUGAAUGUGGCCUUUCAACAGUCAGCACACAAGGUAUUGUUGGAUGAUGACAACCUUCUUCCUCUGUUGCACUUGACAAUUGAGUAUCAUGGAAAGGAGCACAAAGCAGAUGCUACUCAGGCAAGAGAAGCGCCUUCUCGGGAAACUUCCCCCCGGGAAGCCCCUGCAUCUGGCUGGGCGGCCCUUGGUCUUUCCUACAAAGUACAAUGGCCUCUACACAUUCUCUUCACCCCAGCUGUCCUGGAAAAGUACAAUGUUGUUUUUAAGUAUUUACUGAGUGUGCGCCGGGUCCAAGCUGAACUGCAGCACUGCUGGGCCCUACAAAUGCAGCGUAAACACCUCAAGUCCAACCAGACUGAUGCAGUCAAGUGGCGCCUAAGAAACCACAUGGCCUUCUUGGUAGAUAAUCUUCAAUACUAUCUCCAGGUAGAUGUGCUGGAGUCUCAGUUCUCACAGCUGCUUCAUCAAAUCAAUUCUACUAGAGACUUUGAAAGCAUCCGAUUGGCUCACGACCACUUCCUAAGCAAUUUGCUGGCUCAGUCCUUUAUCUUAUUGAAACCUGUGUUUCACUGCCUGAAUGAAAUCUUAGAUCUCUGUCACAGUUUUUGUUCACUGGUCAGUCAGAACCUGGGCCCUCUAGAUGAGCGUGGAGCUGCCCAGCUGAGCAUUCUCGUGAAGGGCUUUAGCCGCCAGUCUUCACUUCUAUUCAAGAUUCUCUCCAGUGUCCGGAAUCAUCAGAUCAACUCAGAUUUGGCUCAACUACUGUUACGACUAGAUUAUAACAAAUACUACACUCAGGCUGGCGGAACUCUGGGCAGUUUCGGGAUGUGAAAACUACUGGUUCAUAAACCGAAAUAACAGUUAUUCUCACCACAUUCUCAAGUCUGUUACCGAAGAUUCAACCUAUUUUCUAGCCAUUCACCAAAUAUCUGCAGCCUAGUAAGAGGGCUUUACCUUUUCUCUUCCCAUCAUUCUCAUUUGGAAUGUGACUGCCCACACCAAGGAGAACCUGUGGAGUCAGCUGUCCCUCUGCAACCAUACAAGGCUCCCAUCCUUUACACUAAGAGCAUCUGCUAGGCAUGUUCAUUAUUUAUUCAUCAGUUUUUUUUAUGGGGCAUUUACCAUGUGCCUAGGUUCUAUUCAAGGUGUGGGAAAUACAGUAGUAAAUGCAAAGAUCAGAAGUUUCUUUGUGUGUGGGGGGGAAGGGGGGAUUAUAUGUAAAAAAGGAAUGUUUACAAAUAAAUCAACUGAUGGAUGUUACCAGCAAGUAAGAAAUACAAAGGUGAGAAAGACUUUCCUUCUCCCUGUAUCAAGUAACAUGCCUACACAGAUUCUUUCCUCCUUUAAAUUUAUGAGCCUUCCAGCCUUAAGGAUCUUCAAACCUGUGAAUCUUAAGAAUUUUGCAAGUUCCAAUUCAUAUGGACAGGUAAAAGGGCAAUUCUAGCUAGUAACAAUAUAUUUAAAGUAUUUUUCCACCAAUGAAAAAGAUCUUUUAAGAGAGAAUCGGGGUCAAGUUGUUACUGGAAAUUAUGGCCAGUUAUUCUACCUUGUAACAAGUGACAGGAAUUAAAGUUCCCCUGAUAUGACCCAAUCAUCAUGGAUAAUCAUUAAUAUUGGUAUCAGUGUGAAUAAAGUAAAUAUUCACUUAACAUCUCCCUCCAAAAUGGGAAAAAGUGUGGUGUUCUGGUCUCAUUUGCAGAACUGAAUCUGG